UGAGGAACAGAGCACCCCUUCUCUUUCUUCUCAAAAAGUUUGGGAUUUGUGGUUCUUCUUUGAUCUAGAUUGUGUGGUAUUCUCAUCGAUGGAUGUGGGUUUGUGUCUUCCACAACGAAGUGAGAGCCUUUCAUCAAGGGGGAAAUGCUGGUGCACUGUGCAUUUUCCAUCUGCUUGGAGCCAUUCAGAUUUACGUUUAUUCCUCUUGAAAAUGAUUCCUGUUUCUCGAAUUCGUAAGUUGUUCCAUUCUGCCACUGGAGAUAAAAGGCUUGACACUGUUUCAUUGAAACAAGAGAAAAAGAGACAUUGCUAUGGAUGGGGGACCUAUUUCAGGAUGUUCUUUUUCAUGCCAAUGGAUAAAGAAAUGCUUUCAGGAUGUUCUUUUUCAUGCCAAUGGAUAAAGAAAUGCUUUCAGGAUGUUCUUUUUCAUGCCAAUGGAUAAAGAAAUGCAUUAUUUCUUGUAUGAUUUUAUGCGCUGCUUUUAUGUCUAUAGUUUGUUAUCAUGCAGCUGUAGAAGGAGAUGGGUUCUAUUUCUAUGAUGAUAACUGGUUCUAUUCCCAUUUUUUCA
Dioscorea cayenensis subsp. rotundata (Guinea yam) is the source of this 568-nucleotide messenger RNA. RefSeq lists its product as uncharacterized. The record is from RefSeq and is a predicted model, not a curated record. The coding region runs from base 89 to 442 and encodes 117 amino acids. NCBI's taxonomy places the organism in Eukaryota, Viridiplantae, Streptophyta, Magnoliopsida, Dioscoreales, Dioscoreaceae. The transcript is spliced from 3 exons.